Molecule: messenger RNA, 1401 nt
Organism: Drosophila serrata
Lineage: Eukaryota; Metazoa; Arthropoda; Insecta; Diptera; Drosophilidae
Product: cyclic GMP-AMP synthase-like receptor
Source: RefSeq, a predicted model, not a curated record
GCAGUUGCCAUCAAACAGUUGCCGAGGAGAGUCCCCCAAUGGAGCAAGGAAAACUAAAAGGAGAAGCAGGACUCUGUCUGCCCGAAGGACACCUCCACUUCCACGAGGGCAUCAGGCUCAUCUCGGACUACGGAGAGAUAGACGACAAUGAUGCGGAUUGGCUGGUGGAUGCUGAAGCCAUCUGUUUGGUGCUGACAGAGGCAAUGGCCGGAAAGGAUGUGGUCUACAAAUACAUGCUGAAGCAUCUCCUAGCCACGGCUACGUUUUACAGAGGGUCCAAAAUUGACUUUCCCCUGGAUUUUGAGCAAUAUCUCCGCUUCCGUAUGCCCUUUCCGGUGACUCCUGUGUUCAAUUCCUCACAGCCUGGUUAUAUCAAUCUGCUAGCUCCCACCUUGCAUCCCAUGGUGAGCAAUGGGUACGUGAAUCCCGAGAGUGUUCAGCUCCUUUUGCGAGGAAACUUAAGAGAUGCAAUUAGACGGCUGAAUGUCAUUCGUUGUCCCAGUGGACUCCAGUACAAGCUCACCUAUCGGACGCAUGAGAUCGGUGAUCAGGGAUUCGUUCACGAAAUCGUGGCUUGCGAGAAACGCGUCUCCGGCGGAAUGCCCAGUGUUGUGUCCUUCGUCUUCCUACCGGCCAUGGAGUUUAGCUUCGCGGAGCAUCCACUGCCCACUUUCGUGCCCUCGGGACCGGCGUGGAAUCACUGCUGUAACAGCACCUUCUACUGGCUGGCUCUGUUCCAGGUAUAUCCGCACAUGGACCGCCGCAGCUUCUGUCCCUAUGUGCCGAGGAUGCAGGGCAUCCAGGAUGAACGGAUGAUCAAGUAUAGGAAUGUCCUGCGGCUGCUGCUACGCAUGGGAACGGGAAACAAUAUACCCGACAUGUCGGAUAUAUUCGUGCUAAAGGGUCUCCAUUUUUAUAGGCUUAGAUAUAAUGCCAGCUGUGAUUGCAAUUUGUCCUUGCCCACGCUUUUUAUAGAGCUUCUAGGUAUCCACAGGGAUAUUACCUACAAUGAGGCUUUACAGAAGUUCGUGACCUUUGGCGGACAGCAGACCCACUGGAUGGGGGAUGCUAUCCGUCUAUACAGCAUUACCAAAAACGUAGCCAUGUUCUACUAUAUGAACUGCAUACCCGUGGAACAGCUGAAGCACCUGUUUGGCAUUAUUAACACAUAAUCUGGGAAAAUCUCAUCUCACAUUACGUAUACGCAGCGUUGUUUAUGUGGAAAAAGCAGUUGACACAACGGACACAACACAGUUGUUAAUGGGAAUUAAUUUGUCUAUUUAUUCGAGGUGUCUCGAGGGGGAAUAUGCCACAAUUGCAAUUAUUUACAGACCACAAAUACAAACAGAGACUCGAGUCUCAGUAGUUAACAACAACGCCUACGAAACUAACAAUAAAUAC